AUGUCAACCCUUUCAAAAUCUAAUCGACGCGUAUCUUAUUUUUAUGAUGGUAACAGGAUAUCGGGAACUACACGUACGGGCAAGACCCCACAACGAGCAACAUUUAGACAAAUGACGCGGUUUCACACUGACGAGUACAUUCAUUUUUUGGAGAGAGUCACACCCUUAAAUGUUGAAGAAUUGUCACAACAGCAAACAAGAUUCAACGUCGGCGAAGACUGUCCAAUUUUUGAGGGACUAUUCGAAUUUUGCUCGAUCUCGGCGGGCGGAUCGAUCGAUGCUGCGAAUAAAUUGACAAGCGGAGAAUCCGAUAUAGCCAUAAAUUGGUCUGGGGGACUUCAUCAUGCCAAAAGGUUUGAGGCAUCUGGAUUUUGCUACGUGAAUGAUAUCGUGUUGGCUAUUCUUGAACUGUUAAGGUAUCAUCAACGCGUUCUCUACGUAGACAUCGAUAUACACCAUGGAGAUGGCGUGGAAGAAGCCUUUUAUUCUACCGAUAGAGUUCUCACCUGUUCGUUUCACAAGUUUGGACAAUUCUUCCCAGGCACUGGAGAUGUUUCGGACAUUGGCAUCGGGAAAGGGAAACAUUAUGCAGUAAAUUUUCCCCUGAAAGAUGGCAUGGACGACGAGAACUAUCGAGACGUAUUUCGACCGGUCGUAAAACAUAUAAUCGAGUGGUAUAGGCCGGGAGCAAUAGUUCUUCAAUGUGGGGCGGAUUCGCUUGCCGGUGAUCGAUUAGGUUGUUUCAACCUUUCGAUGAAAGGUCAUGCUGCUUGCGUAGACUUUGUAAAGGAUUUCAACAUUCCUCUCCUGGUCGUUGGUGGAGGUGGCUACACGAUUCGCAACGUGGCCCGUGCUUGGACAUAUGAAACUGGUUUAUUAUUGGGAGAAGCAUUGAAUGAAGAUCUACCGUAUAACAACUAUCUGGAAUAUUAUGGACCACACUUCAAGUUGGAGGUUCCAGCCAAUAACAUGGAAAAUAUGAACACUUCGUCUUAUUUGAAUGAUAUGAAGGCGAAGGUUUUUGAAAAUUUGCGUUGCAUUCCGUUCGCACCAAGUGUACAGAUGCAUCAGGUACCAUACAACGAUGAUUCAGACGAAUCCGAUAAUGACGACGAUCCGGAUAUAAGAAUCUCACAACGACAACGAAACGCACGCGUCGUACCCGAAAAUGAACUUUCCGAUUCCGACGAUGAAGGCGGAAGACGAAAUGAUAGAAACUAUAAUGUUGCUAAUGGAAACGGAAAGAAUGGAGAGUUUACAACACGUAAAUUUCGAACAACCGGUAAAACGCUGUACAAUGAAACUGAUAGUCGCGGCGGUUCAUCCUCGCGUCCCAGUAAAAUAGCUAGCGGUCAAGGGCGCGGUAAAUCAACAAGAUCCACUCUAAUAACAGACGAUGUGCUUAACACUACGGUGACCAGAAACGUUCCGGCAGACACGCCCUCGAUAAUGGCACCUUCGAGAAGUUCAUCUCGACCACCGGCCGAUAUCAUACAGGAAGAACAAGCGGCAACAGUCCCGCCCGAAAAUCCAACGAAUCAUCCAGAAACUCCUCAGAUUCGUAGUGAAAAUGAUACGGCCAAUGUCGAAAAUGAGACGGAUGCUAUGGACGUGGAUACCAUAGAAGCCGAACAAGUAGUGAAAACCGAAGAAGUUUGA
Molecule: messenger RNA, 1659 nt
Organism: Acaulospora morrowiae
Lineage: Eukaryota; Fungi; Glomeromycota; Glomeromycetes; Diversisporales; Acaulosporaceae
Source: the annotation of a GenBank genome assembly